GGAUAUGGGCACGAGCUAUAUAAGCUACUGACUGGGCUGGAAAUGAACAUUAUCGCUCAAGAGCUUUAGACAAAAUCAACCAACCAAGCAAAAUGUACAAGUUUCUGGUCAUCGCCGCCCUCAUCGCCUGCUCGGCCGCCAAACCUGGAGUGGUAGCUCCCCUUGCCGCCCCUCUGGCUGCCCCUCUCGCCUACGCCAACGCUCCUCUGUACGCCGCUGGUGGCAGCAGCCAGGUGGACGUCCGCAACAACUACGACGGCACUCUGUCCUCCUACACCACCGCCCCCUUUGAGUUCACCGCUCCCUACUCCAGCCGCUACGUCUCCGGAAUCCCCGCUGCUCCCGCCGUAGUGGCCAAGUACACCGCUCCUCUGGCUGCCCCAGUGGCCGCUCCUCUGGCUGCCCCAGUUGCUGCUCCUCUGGCCGCUGCUCCCUACACCGCCGCUCCCUUGGCUGCUGCCUACUCCGCCCCUCUGGCCGCUGCUGCUUACUCUGCCCCUCUGACUGCUGCCGCCUACUCCGCCCCGCUGGCCGCUGCCGCUUACUCCGCCUACCCCUACGCCUCCCCCUACCUGGCCUCCCCUUACGCCGCUCCCCUUGCUGCCGCUGCUCCCGCACCAGUGGUUGUCUAAGGAAACAUCCCCUCAAAUGCGCAAAAAUA
Messenger RNA from Drosophila ananassae, 661 nucleotides. Its product is annotated as cuticle protein 18.6. The transcript has 2 exons. The record is from RefSeq and is a predicted model, not a curated record. Bases 93 to 632 code for a protein of 179 amino acids. NCBI's taxonomy places the organism in Eukaryota, Metazoa, Arthropoda, Insecta, Diptera, Drosophilidae.